CGACCCGGAAACUAAUAUUCAGUGAAUUGACAAAAAAGUUCACGUCAAAUAUUUCACGCAUUAAUUCAUUGCUGAAUUUUCCUAGCCACAGCCAUCAUCGUUCAAAUCCAAAAGGAUCGUUGAGUUGUACGAAUUCUCCAUGCAAAACAUCAAUGAACCGGCAACAACAACGAAGCUAUGAUGAUCAAAUCAAUAUUUAUGACCUCGCUGAUAACGGAGGUCAACAUUGUCCAAAUUCAUUUUGUACUAAUCAUUUUCGAAGCGGAAAUGAUUUGGUAAAGAUGAAUGAGCAGCAUCGAAACAAGAAAUCUAGUCUUUCAAUAAGCAAUUUUUGGCAAAAACAUUCUGUAAACCAAAGAAUUUAUGAUAAACCGAUAGUAAACAUCUGUAAUUCUGGAAAUAAUUCAUCUUUGAAUUCAUGUUCGUCGUCAUCAUCAACAUCGACCUCAUAUGAAAAACAUACAAGUUCAUCGACAUUAAUCAUCACCAGUUAUGAUUGUUAUGAUGAUUGUAUUCAAGCGGCCAUCCAUAUCCUGAAAAAGAAGGGGAUAAAUUUUAAAAAACAAACAAGCAUUAGAAAUGGCACCCGACAGCUUCGUUGUUGUAUAUCAACAUCCAAUAAGGUUAUACUUGUAUUUCGAAUGGAUUUUUUUCAAACCGAUCCACGAAUGUUUAUAUUGAUACGAAUGAAAAAAAUACGUGGCCAGAUGAAUGAUUUUCAAAUCAUAUGUAAUAAUUUGACAAAAUAUUUUCAAACCAAAUCUAUGGCAAACGAAUGAUUCAUGUA
Messenger RNA from Dermatophagoides pteronyssinus (European house dust mite), 787 nucleotides. RefSeq lists its product as uncharacterized. Gene Ontology annotation, biological process: protein phosphorylation; mitotic DNA damage checkpoint signaling. Gene Ontology annotation, molecular function: ATP binding; protein serine/threonine kinase activity. Gene Ontology annotation, cellular component: nucleus; cytoplasm. The record is from RefSeq and is a predicted model, not a curated record. NCBI's taxonomy places the organism in Eukaryota, Metazoa, Arthropoda, Arachnida, Sarcoptiformes, Pyroglyphidae.